CUGUUUGUCGGAAACCUGCCGUACUCGGUCGGCUGGCAGGAUGUCAAGGACCUGUUCCGACAGGCCGGCAACGUGGUCCGAUCAGAUAUCCCACUCGAUUACCAGGGUCGAUCCAAGGGCUUUGGCACGGUGCUGAUGGGCACCAUCGAGGACGCCAGGGCUGCCGUCAAGAUGUACAACGGCUAUGAGUGGAACGGCCGUCGCAUCGAGGUCCGCGAAGAUCGCACCUAUGUCGAAGGCGCCCAUAUCCCGGAAACCGACCUAACCCACUCCAACCCUUAUCCACAAACCGACCACACCCAGCCCCGGGCUGUCGCCGCUCCGGCCUUCAACGCCCCUUCGUACAACUCGGCCGUACCCAACCCUCCCGUUUCUGCCCCCGGCCGCCAGCUGUUUGUCGGCAACAUCACCUUCACGGUGCAGUGGCAGGAGCUCAAGGACCUGUUCCGCCAGCACGGAGACGUGAUCCGCGUCGACAUUGCCCAGGACGGACAGGGCCGUAGCCGUGGAUUCGCACAGGUGCUGAUGAGCUCGGCCGAGGAGGCCAAGGCCUGCAUCCAGGCCCUGAACGGGUACGAGUUCUUUGGACGACCGCUCGAGGUCCGCGAGGACAGAUACACAAGCGAGGCUGGCGGAUCGGCCGCCGGAACCCAGGUGUUUGUUGGCAACCUGCCAUACUCGUUCCGCUGGCAAGAGCUGAAGGAUCUCUUCCGAAACAGCGGCCUCAACCCGGUCCACGCGGACAUUAUGGUCGAGUCAGGCAUGGGACGCUCCAAGGGCUGCGGCACCGUUCGAUUCGCCAGCCGCGAGGAGAGCGACCGCGCUGUGAGAGAGUUCAACGGAACGAUCGUCUCUGGCCGCAACAUUGUUGUCAAGCUCGACAAAUUUGCAUAA
Messenger RNA from Polychytrium aggregatum, 894 nucleotides. RefSeq lists its product as uncharacterized. The record is from RefSeq and is a predicted model, not a curated record. The transcript has 3 exons. The annotation marks the transcript as partial. Gene Ontology annotation, cellular component: cytoplasm; nucleus. Gene Ontology annotation, molecular function: mRNA binding. NCBI's taxonomy places the organism in Eukaryota, Fungi, Chytridiomycota, Chytridiomycetes, Polychytriales.